Haliaeetus leucocephalus (bald eagle) is the source of this 637-nucleotide messenger RNA. It is a transcript of the gene HEMGN, whose product is annotated as hemogen. Gene Ontology annotation, biological process: regulation of osteoblast differentiation; cell differentiation. The record is from RefSeq and is a predicted model, not a curated record. The transcript has 4 exons. NCBI's taxonomy places the organism in Eukaryota, Metazoa, Chordata, Aves, Accipitriformes, Accipitridae. The coding region runs from base 59 to 622 and encodes 187 amino acids. Gene Ontology annotation, cellular component: nucleoplasm.
UCUCCAGAUGCUGUUCGUGGGGAACUAAGCUGCUUUCUAUCUAAAACUGCAAAGAGCGAUGGAGAGUUUAAGCAAAGACCUUGCCUAUUCGGACUCAUCCCAGCCACCCUCCGCAAACAGGGAGGAGUAUGCCAUGCCAGAUGUCAGCAUCACCCGUCGCUUGAGAGACCGGGAAAUGCUCCGGAAAAGAAGAGCUGAAGCCCAUGAGAAAGACUCAGUUCAGUGGGUUCUGAGGGAUUACAAGAAGAUCAAACGGCAAAAGAGAAGCAGAGGAGGCAGGCGAGGACGAGGCCGCCAGCCUGUGAUGGAGCCCAGCCAGGAGCCAGAACUGGAGCUGGACCCCCAGCCCAACCCGCAGGAGGAGGCUGAGCCAGUGCCCUCCAGUCCAGCACUGCCUGAGCCGGUGCAUCAAUUGCCCGUGCUGACAAUCCAGGACCUGGUCAGUGAGAUGGAACUGGGAGCGGCAGAGGGGGAGCAGGGAGCCAUGAUCGAGGAUCCCGUGGGCCUUGUAGGUGAAGAAGACUUGCUGAAACCAGCAGAAGCAGAAAUACCAGAAGCUUUGAAUAUUCCUCUGGAAAAUGAAUACCGGGAUGAUGAGUACAGCACAGAUAUUCUAUUUUAAUUUGCUGUUGGUGGU